AUGUACGGUGGCUGCAAAGGCAAUGGCAAUAGUUUUGAGACCAAGGAGGAGUGCGAGAAAAAAUGUUCGCAACCGAUAGACAUCUAUCAAUUGAAACACGACCCGGGACCGGGCAAGGGCUUUCUUAAGAGGUUUGCCUUUGAUUCUACACAAGGCACUUAUGUGAAUUUCAACUACGGUGGCUGCAAAGGCAAUGGCAAUAACGUUGAGAUCAAGAAGAUGUGCGAGAAAACAUGUUUGCGUAAGUAG
Messenger RNA from Dibothriocephalus latus, 249 nucleotides. Lineage: Eukaryota; Metazoa; Platyhelminthes; Cestoda; Diphyllobothriidea; Diphyllobothriidae. The record is from the annotation of a GenBank genome assembly.